Molecule: messenger RNA, 1096 nt
Organism: Pecten maximus
Lineage: Eukaryota; Metazoa; Mollusca; Bivalvia; Pectinida; Pectinidae
Exons: 4
Coding region: 396-938 (180 amino acids)
Source: RefSeq, a predicted model, not a curated record
ACAACAACAACUUCUGUGAUACACAUGGUAUGCAGAAUAUCCUUACCUGAGCUAUAAAUUGUUCAGACAACUUAAACGUUACUCUACCCAUACGAAGUAUCAAUCCUAAAUGACAGACACGUGUUCCAAAGGUGACCACGGUAAUGGACAUUACCUGUUUGUUUACAAUAGAGAGCUUGAAGGCCUAGAACGUUGUGGGACAAACGAACUCAACAAACUGGACAUUCACGACGAAGAUGUAUAUGUAAUGCAAUGUGCAUAUUGAGACAAUUAAAUGUACAUUCUCGUUACGUUACGACUUCAGGUGCAUAUGUUGAAAUGUAAAUGUACAGGUAAAGGAGUAUACUAUCUUGUAUACUUACAAGUUACAACACUGUGAUUCAUUUUCUUAUCUAAUGGAGUUCACGUUGAAGAAACUUCUAAACUCAAAAGGUGGACCACAUGGUGAUGAGACCUGGCGAUUUCUCUACCCGCUGAUGCUCGUAACUACCAUUGGUAGUGUUGUCGGUGUCUGUACCCCCUUUUGGUUUUUUGAUGAAGAGUGUGCUGAUCGUGGGCUCAUUUAUGAUUGCUGUAAGGGACAAAAUGAUACCACUUCUUGUCUUCCAGCAGUAUGGUUCUCAGCAGGACCGAUACCCGGCUUUUUGGUAGCAUCACUCGUGCUGGCGUCAGUAUCUAUAAUUGGAGCAGUUGGAGGCACUGUUUAUACUAUCAUCGUCUUCCUUAAAGGCAUCAGAUCCCAUUUUCUAUCAACAAGAUCUGUGAUUUUUGUAGGAUUUGCUAGUGGAUCUAUGAUGCUGUCGUCCUGUUCGUUGGUCUUACAAGAACUUGGUCACUAUUCUGUAGGAAAAUCCUUCUACAUAUGCCUGAUAUCAGGUGUGUUGCAGGUUAUCCCGAUUGUUGGAUUUAUGUUUUCCAAGAACCUGGUGGGUUUCUGAUUCGAUGGAUGGAACAACAAACAGAAUGAAAAUCAGCAACGCAAGGAGGAAGUACAUCCCUUUUGUUAUUUCCAGAAGUCAAGACUUUGUUUUACUUUAAAAAGAAGAUCAGUUAUGUUCUGUUCAACAAUUCAUCAUUAAAUAAUUAUUUCCAUGAA